This is a messenger RNA of Amphimedon queenslandica, 944 nucleotides long. RefSeq lists its product as uncharacterized. The transcript has 4 exons. The record is from RefSeq and is a predicted model, not a curated record. The coding region runs from base 57 to 827 and encodes 256 amino acids. NCBI's taxonomy places the organism in Eukaryota, Metazoa, Porifera, Demospongiae, Haplosclerida, Niphatidae.
CAAGUGGUGAGGAGGAGCCAGAUGUGAAGAACACCCACGCAGCCACUGAGAGAAAAAUGAUGUCUCGAUUUCUUCUCCGCAGCGGGCCUCAGUUCUCUGGGUCCUUCUUUAGCAAAUUCCCUUACCAUUGCUUGAGAAGCAGCAGCAGCAGUACCGUGCAAGCAACAGUACCGCAGUCCAAAAUAGUUAAGAAAUCCGUUAGUAUCAAACAUAAAGAUGAAGAAAUUAUGAAGAAACUCAAGAGCCUUGAAGCAGAAAGGGGCAUCAAAUCCAAUGUGGCCGAGACGGUGAGAUUCAGCUCUGUAGAGUUCUCUGGAUCUAAGGAAGACAUCCAGUAUGUCACAGAAGCCCUGGAGCAAUACUACCCUGGUUCAAUCAUACCUAAUUCUGAAAGUGAAAUUGUAGGAGAUCAAGUGAUCAAUAUCAUACUGAAUCUCAAUGACUCUCUGAAGAAUCUAUUGAAACACAAAUCUCUCUCAAUGGAGGACUUCUCAAAAUUCGCCAAUAGUUUAUCAAACACUGGAGGUCUUGAAGAUGUUAAAAUUAAUGUGAUAGUCAGAGAGCGUCCUCUUUUACAAUAUGGGUCUGUUAAAGCCUACUCCAUUGGUCCAUCAAAUGGUACUAAGACUGACUCAUCUGCCAAAAUCCAAUUACAACAAGAUACAACGGAAAUCAUAAAUGUCUCCAUUACACAUAAUCUAUGUGAUGGGACUAACAUUGGGUAUAAAGUCCAACAACAGUUAAUGAAUGCAUUCCCUAACUAUCUCAUUGUGAUUGAUAGUGUGAGUGUCCCAAUCCCAUCCUCUGGCUCAGUAUGCAUAAACUAGCCAUGAAACUCUCUUGUGUUAUGUACACUAUCAAAGUACAUAUAAACCCGCUAUAUGUAGAAAGAACAAUUUUCUUUUCUUUGUGUCUCCAUAAAAUUAAUUCAUUUUUUGGAAAAA